This is a messenger RNA of Ostertagia ostertagi, 615 nucleotides long. The record is from the annotation of a GenBank genome assembly. NCBI's taxonomy places the organism in Eukaryota, Metazoa, Nematoda, Chromadorea, Rhabditida, Trichostrongylidae.
AUGAACUGCCCCUUGUGUAACGUGCAGAUGUCACAUUCUGGCCUAGCUGAUUUGCUUGAGCCAUUGUUGGCAUUGAAAGCCGAAGUGACUCAAAAAGCGAACAUGCGGCUUGAAUUCGAUGGCCUCCUGGGCUGCACUGCCCUAACCGAUCCUCAGAGUGAAUACUUCGGUCGCCCAGAAGAAUACGCCGUGGAUCGGUACAUGUACGUGCUGUGUAACAUCUGCCAAAAGGCGUACUUCGGUGGUGAGAGUCGUUGUCAAAUGGCUCUCCAAUCGUUUCAAUACAACGCCGCUGAGCUGGUCUGUGGUGGAUGCUCUGCGCCGGCGGGUACUGAGGUUUGCGGCCGUCACGGUGCUGAAUAUCUAGAGUACAAGUGCCGAUAUUGCUGUUCCAUUGCCGUCUACUUUUGCUUCGGUACAACGCAUUUCUGUGCAGCUUGCCAUGAAGACUUCCAACGUCUCGUCUGUCUGCCUCGGAACCAAUUCCCCCCAUGUCCAACUGGUCCCAGAGCGACUCCGGGUGAAGGACCGUGCCCAUUGCGACGACCACAUCCACCGGCUGGCGAGGAAUUCGCGCUCGGUUGUGGCAUAUGUAGAAAUAUCAGCACUUUCUAG